UUCAUUUUCGCGUUAUAACCCCAGUAAAUUUCUGGAAAAUGAGAAGUGAAAUAAAAAAAAUGGGCACGAGGGUCGAAAGUGAGAGUGAGAGAAUCUCCGCCGCCGUAAGAAGCCCUAGCCAGCGCUUCCGUUCAAACGAGGGUUCAGAUUUCAUCAGCUCACUACCUGACGCGAUACUCCACCACAUCCUCUCCAACAUUCCGACCGAAGACGCAAUCAGAACGUCGGUCUUGUCCAAACGAUGGAAGCAUGCAUGGCGCGAAACCCCUUGUCUCUCCUUCCAUUGCCACACAUCGAACCACCCUGAUUCCAUAAGCAAAACCCUAGCCACCUUCACGGCUCCCAAAAUCACGAGUUUCCAUGUUGAUGUUACCUUCAACAACUUUUCUCUAACUCCAUCCCAUGUUCAUAGCUGGAUCGAGCUCGCUGCUUCACGUAACGCUGAGAUCAUGUCUAUCAUCAUCAUAAUCGUCUCCGAUGACAACGUGCUUCCGGAUUUCUUCUUUACCAAUUCCUCCGUAAAGCAGCUCAGGUUAGCUUUGGGUCGUCGAGGCAACUAUAAUUAUUGCGACGUGGUUCCUAAAUGUACUGUCCUUUGGACAUCGUUAAGGAGCUUGUCUCUGGAAUGUUGCGGUCUGCCCGAUGAGUCCCUAGCUAAUAUUCUCUCUGGUUGUCCAAUGCUUGAAAGCCUUGUAUUGAUUUUCUGUCAACAUAUUCAUCAUAUUGAUCUCAGCAAGUCAAUGAAGUUGACAAGGUUGGAGAUUACUGGCCACUACUACGGACCAGCCAAGAUUGUAGCGCCACACAUCCGUUUUUUGAAAUUGAUAGGGUCUCUUGACCCAUGUGUAUUAGUGGAUGUCUCCUCUUUAACUGAUGCUAGAUUCAGCCUAAGCUAUGUCAGAAGAAGAACAACGGGGGAGGAUGAUUUUCAUCAAGACAAGUUGCUGAAGAUGCUAGAACAGUUGCAACACGUAGAGAAUCUUACUAUUGGACGAAUCGUACUUCAGGCUCUAUCUGUUGCCGAGCUUCGUGGUCUUCCUUUUCCGCAACUCCAGGCUAAAUCUUUGACUGUUGUAAUGAUGGUUGUUCGAUCUGUUAUUCCUGCCUUAGCAAGGCUGCUCCAAAACUCCCCUGGAUUACAGAAGAUAACAGUUACCACAGUCUGUUAUAAAGGCAUACAGGAUCAGGAGCUUGACAGACACUUACGUACGCAAGGCUUGAAUCCUGAUCGAUGCUGGAGAUUGAAAUACGGGGACUUUCCAACGACAGAGCAGACCUAUUCAUCAUCGUCCUCUGGUGUUGUUUCUAAGCUAGCAAAGUCAAAAGAUGUGGUUUCAUUCAUAAAACUUGUGCUGCAAAACUCAAAGGCAGUAGAGACGAUGGUUUUACGGUUGGAUGGUUACCUUGAUGCAACAGAGUACCAAAAGCUGCUUCGAAUGGUUCCAACAUUUACUCGCAACAAAAAUGUCAGAACUCGUGGUCAAGCGAAGCGGCUCUUCAACGUUUUAAAGAUUACUCCUUGAACCGUAAAGAUCUAUGUGUAUAAAUAUCUGCAUUAACUAAGAUCGCCAAGAUUGUCCGUAUUACAAACGCUCAUGACUUCUCGUUCUCUUAUUGUUAUCUGUGAGUUGCUGAUUUGUGUUAUAAUAAAGCUAGUUGCAUA
Messenger RNA from Brassica napus (rape), 1663 nucleotides. RefSeq names its product F-box protein At5g03100-like. The coding region runs from base 39 to 1523 and encodes 494 amino acids. The transcript is spliced from 3 exons. NCBI's taxonomy places the organism in Eukaryota, Viridiplantae, Streptophyta, Magnoliopsida, Brassicales, Brassicaceae. Gene Ontology annotation, molecular function: protein binding. The record is from RefSeq and is a predicted model, not a curated record.